Penicillium lagena is the source of this 432-nucleotide messenger RNA. RefSeq lists its product as uncharacterized. The record is from RefSeq and is a predicted model, not a curated record. The transcript has a single exon. Bases 1 to 432 code for a protein of 143 amino acids. Lineage: Eukaryota; Fungi; Ascomycota; Eurotiomycetes; Eurotiales; Aspergillaceae.
AUGACACCAGCCCUUUUUUCUGCCUGCGCGAGAGAACUGGGAAGGCGGCAAGGGAGAUCACGUGAUUGGAACCGAGCGGCAGAGGAGCCAGUGAUCCAUCGUUUCGCUCUGGUCAUUUGCGUUUGUUCUCCCACGACUCUUCGCAACAGUUCUUUUGCUGUCCGUUCAAUCCCUGGCACGCACUUCUCCGAUCCGUCUCUUGUCCUGCGCCGAGUCCUGCGGCUGUGCUCGGCAUUGGCCUGUGCACCAACAGCAUCCGCGCGUCUAAUCGCCCAAUCGACACUCUCCACCUCCAAGCAGCGGGACGCCGCAUCAGGUCUCAAGACACCCUUUGAACGGCCACCCCUAGACUCAACCUCCCUCGACAGCUCGUUUGGCCAACAGCCUUCUCUCAGGCAGAAUCUGAGAGAGUCUCACCCGCGCCCAAGUUGA